Scatophagus argus is the source of this 6612-nucleotide messenger RNA. RefSeq names its product transcription factor COE3-like. Lineage: Eukaryota; Metazoa; Chordata; Actinopteri; Scatophagidae. Gene Ontology annotation, biological process: regulation of transcription by RNA polymerase II. Gene Ontology annotation, molecular function: RNA polymerase II cis-regulatory region sequence-specific DNA binding; DNA-binding transcription factor activity, RNA polymerase II-specific. The coding region runs from base 988 to 2634 and encodes 548 amino acids. The transcript is spliced from 16 exons. The record is from RefSeq and is a predicted model, not a curated record.
GUCAGUUCUGCUUCUCGUUAAAUGGGAUCUCUCUGUGUCUCUGUCCGGUUUUUAAAAAAAUUAUGUUAGAAUUAAUGUUUUACAGUGUUCACAGCCGAACACGCGGAAACACUUAUUUGGCGUGCGUUUUGAAAAACAAUGACGUAACGCGGCACUUGGUCCAAUGAGACGCCAGAGGUGCGACCAGUAUCCAAAUGAGCUGUCCUUCUAUGGUCGGGUCUCCGCCCCUCCUCAUCCACGCCGGUCCCCCGGGAGCUUCAGAGCCCCGGACCUCGGGAGAAGGGGCUCUCCGCCGGGACAGAAGAGCCAUAAAGAGCCGGGGAGGGAGGGGGAUGAGAUUUCUCGCUGCCCAAUCCCCCUGUUCCCCCAGGAACUGCAGCCUUCCACGGUCCGUCCCUCCCUCUUGUUUGCUAAUCAUUUCAUUUUACUCCUUUUUGAAGCGGUGGCUUGUUUUUUUUAUCCCACUCUUCAUUUUUCCACAAUCCGUGGCUGCUCGCCUCCCUCUGAUCCCCGGCUCUCCACGUUCCGUUCUCCCAGCGUCAGGCUCUUCGGAUCCCGGCUGAUUCUCCUCCGUCUCUCUCUCUCUCUUCUCUUUCUCUCUCUCUCUCUCCCGCUCUCUCUCUCUCUCUCUCUCCGUCUCUCGGCUCCUUUGAGAUGCUCUCCCCGCUCUCCGCUCUUCUCUCCGCCCUCUUUUAACUUCACAGAGACGUUGGUUUAAAGCCCGGGCAGCUGCGAGCCGGGGCUGGGAUCUAAAACAACCCCGGAGAAACCCAGAGGGAUCCGGGGCUCUUCUUUGGAUCAGGACCCGGUACUUUGGGGAAGCUCGCUCGUGUGUCCCUCCUCCCCUCCUUCCUCCUCCUCGUUGCUCCCCUUUUCUCCACCUUAAUCCAGGUGGUCCUUGGGCUUUUUUUGAGUGGCUGAUACAGGGAGGAUUAUUCAUCUUCUUUCUUGUUUCUGGUGAAGAAAAGCUCCCAGAAGGACACUUUGAUGUUCUCCAUCCAGGACAGCCUCCCUCGGGGGGCCCUGACCAUGAAGGAGGAGCCGCUCCCCACCGGCAUGACCCCGGUCCGCUCCUGGAUGCAGGGCGCAGGGAUUUUGGAUGCCAACACAGCAGCCCAGAGCGGCGUGGGUUUAGCCCGAGCUCACUUUGAGAAGCAGCCUCCAUCCAACCUGAGGAAGUCCAACUUCUUCCACUUUGUGCUGGCGCUGUACGACAGACAGGGCCAGCCGGUUGAGAUCGAGAGGACUUCCUACAUAGACUUCGUGGAGAAAGACAAGGAGUACAACGGCGAGAAGACCAACAACGGGAUCCACUACAGGCUACAGCUCCUCUACAGCAAUGGCAUCAGGACAGAACAGGAUCUUUAUGUCCGUCUGAUAGACUCCAUGACCAAACAGCCCAUCCUGUAUGAAGGUCAGGACAAGAACCCGGAGAUGUGUCGUGUCCUCCUCACCCACGAGAUCAUGUGCAGUCGGUGUUGUGACAAGAAGAGCUGUGGAAAUCGCAAUGAGACGCCUUCUGAUCCUGUUAUCAUUGACAGAUUCUUCCUCAAGUUCUUCCUCAAGUGCAAUCAGAACUGUUUGAAAAAUGCAGGGAACCCACGAGACAUGAGGAGGUUCCAGGUGGUGGUUUCCACUACAGUCAAUGUGGAUGGUCAUGUGCUGGCUGUAUCCGACAACAUGUUUGUCCACAACAACUCCAAACAUGGCCGCCGUGCCCGACGCCUGGACCCUUCUGAAGCAGCCACGCCCUGCAUCAAAGCCAUCAGCCCGAGUGAAGGCUGGACAACUGGUGGCGCCACCGUCAUCCUCAUCGGGGACAACUUCUUUGACGGCCUGCAAGUCGUCUUUGGCACCAUGCUGGUCUGGAGCGAGCUGAUCACCCCUCACGCCAUCCGGGUCCAGACUCCCCCUCGUCACAUCCCCGGCGUCGUGGAGGUCACACUGUCCUACAAAUCCAAACAGUUCUGCAAAGGAGCGCCAGGACGCUUCGUCUACACCGCCUUGAACGAGCCGACUAUCGACUACGGCUUCCAGAGGCUACAGAAGGUCAUCCCUCGCCACCCCGGGGACCCCGAAAGGUUACCAAAGGAGGUGCUGCUGAAGCGGGCAGCUGACCUGGUGGAGGCUCUGUACGGGAUGCCACACAACAACCAGGAGAUCAUCCUGAAACGAGCGGCUGACCUCACCGAGGCGCUCUACAGCGUCCCUCGCAGUCACAACCAGCUGCCUUCUCUCACCGGCUCGGCUGCUCACUCAGGGAUGAUGGGAGUGAACUCGUUCAGCAGUCAGCUCGCCGUCAACAUCUCCGAGGCCUCGCAGGCCGACCAGGGUUACUCCCGUAACUCGAACAGCGUGUCCCCUCGUGGCUAUGUGCCCAGCUCCACGCCUCAACAGUCCAACUACAACACCAUCACAUCCACCAUGAACGGAUACGGAGCAGGGAUGACCAACCUGGGCGUACCUGGCUCCCCCAGCUUCCUCAAUGGCUCCACCAACUCGGCUUACGCAAUCAAACAGAAGAGCGCCUUCGCCCCUGUCGUGCGGCCACAGACCUCCCCGCCCCCCACCUGCACCACCACCAAUGGCAGCAACCUUCAGGCUAUGGCAGGUCUCAUCGUCCCACCCAUGUGAGGAGGAUCUUCAGCCAGACACCGUCAGACCCCACCCCCUCAAAAAACCCCUGCACUGAUGGACCCACCAACCUGAAUGCCAUGGCAACAACAGUGGCGAAAAAACUCAUCUUCCCUGAGACCGACCAACCCCAGCUUACCCUGAAUCAUCACUGCACCACGAAAAUAAGUUUGAUUCUUCAUCGAUUAGUUUACCGCCAGUUGACGUCUUCGUGCUCUGUCAGAUUUCAAGGCGCCACAGAUGUUCAAAUUGGAAUGGAACCUUGUCAGAUGUGCAGCAGCUCCACGUUGAGGUGAUGCUUCCUCAGAGAAGGCGAAAGGUCAGCGAUGCGAAGAGCGAACUGUGGGUGGGAGGGCAGGUGUCUACAUGUUGCGUGAGUAUUGUUGUGCUGAGUUAUGACGCAGGUUAGUUUGACUUCAGAAGUCUGUGGAGGCCACGCAGGUCUCAGGUCAGUUAGAACCACUGUGAGACAGGAAAGAGGCGUGUCCACCGAGAGCUUCUGUUCACCUCCAUGACAUCACCAAAAAAGGUUCUGAUAUUGUUGGAUAAUAAGCCAAUAAGAUCAGGAUUAGAUUUUAAGGGCCAAAAAUCACAAACAUCACAGCCAUCCGAAUUCUUUUCCAGGCCUCGUUAGCUUCCAUUUAUUCCCAUAUAACAUGAGAUUAAUGAGACUCUUGACUUAUCACAAAAUUAUUUUUUAUCAAAGACUCAUUAUUGCUACUGAAGCACAGACUUUGCUUAAAUCACUCUCUACUUAAAUGUUCUGCAUGGGCCUGUAUUCUACUUCAGACCCAAACUGAGCCUGACUGGUAAGACCAGAUUUGAUUCUAAAACCAGACAAAACACAUCAAGAUACUCUAUUAUUAAUUAAAAGCAAAACAACCCAAGUGGCAUCCAGAAACAUGAUGCUUUAAACUACAUUUCAAAACACAAUAAAAGAGCACUGACAACAGCACAAACAAGGCACAAUAUGUCACUCUAAUCACUGUUACAGAUCACACAAAAUUUGAAUUAAUACUCAUACAGAAAUGAGUGGAGGUCAGACAGUAUUGUGAUGUUCAUUGUUUUCAUUAAGCACUUUGAAAUGAAGACACAGUGAAGGACUCUGUCAGACAUGUAAAUAUGUGGUUGUGUAGUAAACAAAAGGUUCAGAUUUUAAUUGAUUCACCACCUAAAAUCUGAUCUGUUUGAAACAACUAUUUACAGCAGGUUAUGACCUCAUUUGGUUGGAAGACAAGAUAAUGGUCUGUUCACUGACUUUUCCCAUAGUCACAUGAACAAAAACCCCAUCUGAAGUUGACUUAGUUGGCUCAUCCUGGACCACAAGCUCUCGGCGGACACUGGCCCUGAGUUGGACUGAGCCCUGAGAAACCAGGAAAACUCUUCAAACCAUUUUUCAAAUGUGGAAAUGACCGUCAGACGGUUUUCCUGAUUAAAUCCAGAGUAAAUAUUCUUACAUUUUCCUUUCUGUACCAUAGCUUUUAACAAUGUUUGCAUCUCAUGUUCUAAAAAGGGGGGAAAUGCAGUAAAUCUCAAAGCUAAAGAAAGAGUGAACAAAAGUUCUGCCGGGGAGAGAAGAAUGAACUUUACCCUAACAUUCGUCUGAAGAAAAGUCGAGGCAGCCCGAGUGUUUCUUUUUUAAAUUUUCUGUUUAUUUCUUUUGUUUUGGAGGUCUCAUUUUUAAAACUUCAGUACAAUAGUUCUGUUUUGCAGGUGUGCCGAGUGGUAGAUUUUAACCAGAAAAAGCUUGCACCAGUUUUAAUCACAUUUAGGUACCAGAUUUUCUUGUGAUUCUUCUGAUUGUGCUUAUUUUAUAUGUAUUUAUAAAGUAUGUUUUGGGGAGUUCCUUUGUGAUUUAGGCCUGGAUGAUAGUCUCAAAUAUAUAUGUAAACACAUUUGAUGUCUUAAUACCUUUUAGAUAUUGUAAAAAGAGUGAACAAGUGAGAGGAAUUAACCCUUUUGUAAAAACAAAAAAUGUCAUGACGCAGUCUCCCUGUUUUUGAAAGCAGGACGUUAAAAAAAAGCUUUCAUCACUUUUGUAUAAAAAUGCUUUUCCGAUACAAUAUUUAACUUUUUGUAAACGGCGGCAUCAUUUGUGUUUCCCCUGGUUCUUCUCGUCCUUUGUGUAUUAUUGUGAAAUGUAUAAUCAUGGUUAUUUCUUAAUGCACUAUUUUUGUUGGGGCACUUAAUAAGAGCAAAGUAUCUUAGCAAAAAAGAAAAAAAAAGCUGAAAGUUUAAAAAAAACAAACAAAAAGAUGAAAGCUAGAACGAUAUGCACCGAUAUGUUUUCUCUGCCAUUCUGAAAUGGUAAAAAUCCUUGUCAUGUGAAAUUUUUAUAUUUCAGAAGCUUAUAAUGUCAUAAUAUUCCUCCACUUUUACUUUUGGGCCAAGCGUAUCUCUUGGUUUUUGGUGUUUAGAAGACAAUAUUUUAUCCAUCUUGAUAUUAGACCCGAUCCUCGUCUUUGUGUUUUUUGGUGAGAAUGAUUGUACGAGUACAGGAAGAUUUUAAAACCAAGUUUUUUGGGUCACUGAUCUCAAGGAAACUUCCAUCGAUGUUGGUGUUGUUGUUGAUGGUGCUGUUCUCGUCGUCGCACACAAUCUGGAUCAUUUAAUUAUGCAACCGUGUUCCUCUUCUGUAAUGCAAGCUUGUCUUCCACGCUGCCGUGGAAUAUUAGAAGAACUAAAAGUCAUGUUCGAUGCCUUACGAUUGACCACACUAAGUCUUCUCUCUGUUUUUAGUUUCUGAUUCAUUUGACAAGCUUCUCUCCAGUGAAACUGUGGGAAUUUGUUUUGUUUCGCACCAUACGUUUGCAGCGCUGAUCUCAAACUGCAGAAAACCUUGUUAGCGGUUAGCCUUUUAGAUAGCCUGUUGGUUUCAGUGAAAAACUUGGAAGGUAAAACUUCCUGGUUUAGUUGUGGCAUCAAAUCACAAAAGAAGGUACUACAACUCAAUCCAGGAGUUUACAACAGCGGAAAUAACAUGCUAGACAUUACUUCUGCAUUACGUAAUUAUAAUUUAGUAACUUAUAAUCACAGGAAGACAUAAAAAACAGUCAUAUUUCCAAAAAAUAACCUAGUUACAGGUUUUCAUUACAAGUUCAAUAUUUGAAGUCUUUCUUGAGACACGGCUCUUAAGAUCCAAAGCUACUGAGCUGCAGGUCUAGAGAAUAUAAUUACACAAAAAAAAUCUCCAUUAUUUUCCAUUGUUUAAUGUGAUUAGAGUUCACAUUAAUGGACUGUUGUAGAACCAGUUUUACCAGACAGCAAGGAACCAUCAAACAUCCCUUUAACUCCUAAAAAAAAAAAAAAAAAAAAAAAAAAUUAAAUGGGAAUGAAAAAGGUGAGGACAGGAAUUGGAAGCUUGGAUGGAUUAAACUUUUAAACUUUAUGCAAAUGGAGUUGGACUGACAGAAGCCUUAAGUCACUGCACAGCAUCACCCAGACACCGUUUCAUUGGCUUGUGGGUGAACAUCUGUCCAGUGUCUUCAGGAAAAGCCAUUUUUUUUCAAUUACCCUAAUGAAACCCAGUCUGCAGAGUGAACAGUCACACCUCGUUUCAGUUCAGCAUAAACUCCCUCAUCCGACUUCACCGUUCAACAGCUCGCUGAAUCUUUUCUUUUGGGUCACAGUCACUGACCUGGUUUUCAGCCGAGGUUUUAAAAACUGCAAAGUAUACUUUUUUCAAUGUUUUACUUCAAUGUGAAAGAGGGCAGAGGUACUGCAUCUUUGUGAAAUAUGAAAUAUAUCAUCAAAGUAUAUCAAAGCACAACGUUUAAUUAAUGUCUUUAAAAUACAAACGGGAACAACACCCCUGAUUGUUUUCUUUUCUGUCUCUGGCCAUGCUGUAAAUAGAUGCAUGUUUUUUUUUUUUGUUUGUUUUGUUUUUUUUUUUUUUGUUUUGUUUUUUUUUCCCUGUGAUCCAGUGCUUUUUGUACAGAAACGGUCUAAUAAAGAUUACAUUUGGCUUGAACUGUACGU